GAUUUUUAUGCUUACUCUAAUAUGAUAAAAAUAACAUGUUAUAUCAACAGAAAGUUAUGAAAAUAUUUUAUUAUUGUCGUUAGAAAAAUAACCAAAUUUUAAAGAAGAAAAGGCUAGGAUGGAAGAGUUCUUUCAAGUUUCUUGGUUUUGUGAUGAUGAAAAUGAAACUAAUAAUAAUUUUGUGGUGAACCAAAGUGCUUUUGUGAGUUUUGGGAGCAAAUCAAAUGAAGGAUUUGGAGUUUGUAGCUAUGGAAAUGUAUCGAUGAAUCAUCGAAACAUGAACAAGAGGAUGAUUGAGUUCUUGAAGAAGAAUUGGAGUCCCAAAAAUGGACAAGUGAAGAUAGAAAAAGAGAAAGUUCAUAAACAUAUGAUUAAAGAGAGGAUUAGAAGAGAAAAACAAAAGCAAAGUUAUUUGAACUUGUACAAAUUGCUUCCUAUGGGUACCAAGAAUGAGAAAAAUGCUAUAGUCCAAACAGCAACAAGGAGGAUUGAAGAGCUACAAAAACACAAGGAAAAUUUAGAAAAGAGAAAUGAUGAAAUUCAAUUGAUUUUAGCACAAAGUGAUAAAAAAGAGGAGGAAUUUGAGAAGGCUAAAAUCAAAGCAAAAGUUGGUAAUCCAAUUUGUGGUGUAGAUUCAAUGCUAGAGGUUCUCAAGUGUUUGAGGAAUUGUGGAACCAAAGCAAAUUCCAUUCAAUCAAGUUUCUCUCACCAAGAAUUUUCAACAUUGAUUGAAAUAGAAACUAAGAGUGGAGCAGCAGAGAUAGAAAAAGCAGUACAAAAUACUCUAUUUGAAGUUGAAAGGAACUUUCGUGCCCAUUGAUAAUUUUAGGCCACACAAAAAUUAUGCAACUUGUACUCAUCAACAAAUUUUAAUUUGGUGUCUCUAUUUGACCAAUUUAUCUACAAAAUGAACUUUCCCCUAUUUUU
Messenger RNA from Solanum pennellii, 927 nucleotides. RefSeq names its product transcription factor bHLH92. Bases 119 to 820 code for a protein of 233 amino acids. The record is from RefSeq and is a predicted model, not a curated record. Gene Ontology annotation, molecular function: protein dimerization activity. NCBI's taxonomy places the organism in Eukaryota, Viridiplantae, Streptophyta, Magnoliopsida, Solanales, Solanaceae. The transcript has 3 exons.